ACCUUGCCGAUUGCCUACUGAUAUUACAUAGUAAUUCGCGCAGAAACUAAUGACUGUAGAGUAGAUACGAAGGAACCAUUUUGGUAAUUUGCUAUUCCUAACGUCCGUUUGGUCCUUACUCGUUAGUCGAUACUCGUCCUGCGCCUUACAUUUUUUGCGCACAUUGAUCAUUGGUUAACGUCAAUGUUCGUUGUAUCGGUGUUCGAUUGAAAACUUAUAAUAUUUUAAAGUGCGCAUUAUUGAUAUUGUAUUAACUUUAUAUUAAUAUUCGAUCCAAUUUCAGUAUUAAUAUGGCCGAACUAAAGAAGCAUUUGUACGUCCAAAAAAGAGAUGGCAGUAUUGAAAGUGUUCACUACGAUGAAAUUAUUGCACGUAUUAAACAGUUAUGUUAUGGCUUGGAAAAAAUUGAUCCAGCUGCAACUGCAAUUCAUGUAAUCAAAAAAUGCCUUUACACUGGUAUUACUACAUCUCAACUUGAUGAUGCAGCUGCUGAAAUGGCAAUUACCAUGGCUACUAUUCAUCCUGAUUAUGGAAAAUUAGCAGCUCGUAUUACUAUUUCUAAUUUGCAUAAGCAAACUAAAGAAAAAUUUAGUGAUGUGAUGGAGGAUAUCUAUAAAAAUGAUGGUUAUUGGAAUAUUGGUUUAUCAGAUGAUAUUUAUGAAAUUAUCAUGAAAAAUAAAGAUCAAUUAAAUGAAGCAAUUAAUUAUGAAAACGAUUAUAUUUUGGAUUACUUUGGAUUAAAAUACUUAAUCCAAAACUUUUUAGUUAAAUUUGAAAACCAAACUAUUGAACGACCUCAGCAUUUGUUUAUGAAAGUUUCUGUAGGUAUUCAUAGAGAUGAUAUUAACUCAGCUAUUGAGACAUAUAAAAUGUUAUCUCAAAAGUUGUGUAUGUUUUCUCCGGUAGUUAUGCAAUUGCAGCCAGCUGCUAGAAAAUUAAAUGUAUCAGUUAUAAGUCAUUAUUCAGUAGCAAUGAUAGCAGACAGUAUUGAUGGUAUUUAUGAUACUCUAAACCGUUUAUCAACAUUUAUUUUACCUUAUUCGAGUACUGCAGUCCAUGUGCACAAAAUACGUGCUGCAGGCACUUAUAUUAAAGGCAGCAAUGGGAAAUCUAGUGGUCUUCCUCUUAUGUUGAAGCAGUAUGAUUCCAUGGUCCGUAAAACAGAAACAUUAGAAAGGCCAAAGAGCAUUAAAGGCGUAGCAAUUUAUUGUGAAUUAUGGCAUGCAGAUAUAAUGAAAGUUAUUGACCAAAUUAGAAAGACUACUAUUGCAGAUAUAAAAUUAAAACACAGUCAUCUGGCUUUAUGGAUACCUGACGAAUUCAUGAGAAGAGUACAAAAUGACCAAAUGUGGAGCUUUAUGAGUCCUGAUCAUUGCCCUGGUCUUAUAGAAGUUCAUGGAGAAAAAUUUGAUAAACUUUAUAAAGAGUAUGAAUUGAAAAGUAAAAGUUUUGUUUUAAGACAAAUCGAAGCAAGGAAAUUAUGGUCACAAAUUAUUCAAUCUCAGAUUGAAACAGGAUUACCACUUUUAUUAUUUAAAGAUGCGUGUAAUGCUAAAAGUAAUGAAUCUCAUUUGGGAACAAUCCAGUGUGCAGGAAGAAAUGGAGAUACUGUACAAUUUACUGCAUCUGAUGAAGUGGCCACAUGCACUACUGCUUCAAUUUCAGUUGAUAUGUUUUUAACAUCAGAAAAUAAUUUUGAUUUUUAUAAACUGAAGGAAGUAGCAAAGAAAAUAACUUAUGAUUUGAAUAAAAUAAUUGAAAAUAAUAAUGCUAUACUUAACGAGGAAGAACAAUUGAAAUUUGGUUUAAAACAAAAUCAAUUAGCCAUUGGAAUUGGUAUCCAAGGAUUAGCAGAUUUAUUUUUUAAAAUGAAAUAUCCUUUCGAUAAUAAAGAAGCAAGAGAUCUUAAUGUAAAAAUUCACGAAACUAUUUAUUAUGGUGCUUUAGAAGCUAGUAAUGAACUAGCUGCUAAAAAUGGACCAUAUAAAACAUAUUCAAAUAGUCCGACAAGUAAAGGGUUAUUACAAUUUGAUUUGUGGAAUGUAAAACCUUCUAAUUUAUGGGAUUGGAAUAGCCUAAAAACAAAAAUUGCACAACACGGACUACGUAAUUCUCUAGUUACAGUUACUUCUAACACUGAAAUUGAGUCUUCAAUUUUUGGAAAUAUGAAUUCUAUUGAACCAUUAGAUACAAAUAUUAAACAUAGAUAUAUUUCUCUGGGAGAAAGUAAACCAAAAGAAAUUCAGGUUGUUAAUCCAUACUUAUUAAAAGAUUUGCAUGAUCUUAACCUUUGGAAUGAGAAUAUAAUAUCUGUAUUGGUGAAUAAUAAGGGUUCAGUUCAGGAAAUUAAAGGGCUGCCAGAAGAUUUAAGAAAAUUAUACAGAACAAAAUGGGAAAUAGAUCAAAAAUCUUUGGUGGUUAUGGCUGCUGAACGUGCUCCAUUUAUUGAUCAAUCACAAGCUUUUUCUCUUAAUAUGGUUAAAGCAAAUGAGGAAAUAAUUUCUGAAAUGCACAUGUCAACAUGGAAAAUGGGUUUAAAAACUGGUGUAUGUCAACUAAGGAUUAAACAAACUGAAGAGGACCUACGAGAUUAAUAAUUUCUGUAAAUAUUAUGGUAUUUUUUAUUGUUUUUUUUUUUUUUUU
Molecule: messenger RNA, 2643 nt
Organism: Rhopalosiphum maidis (corn leaf aphid)
Lineage: Eukaryota; Metazoa; Arthropoda; Insecta; Hemiptera; Aphididae
Product: ribonucleoside-diphosphate reductase large subunit-like
Exons: 13
Coding region: 291-2594 (767 amino acids)
Biological process (GO): DNA replication; deoxyribonucleotide biosynthetic process
Cellular component (GO): ribonucleoside-diphosphate reductase complex
Molecular function (GO): ATP binding; ribonucleoside-diphosphate reductase activity, thioredoxin disulfide as acceptor
Source: RefSeq, a predicted model, not a curated record